GCGCUCGCUCCCUCGCGCUCUCUCACACUCACACACUCACACACACUCACACACACACGCACACGCACGCACACACGGAGCAUCCUUCCGUCAGGUCUCCAGGUCCAGCCCCGCCCGCGCUCCUGCUUCCUGCAAACCUUCCUCUGCCCCCAAACUGCCCCCGCUCUCCAUUUCUCUCCGGCUGCGGGACCCUCCCCGCCGACCCUCCCCCCCCACCCCGGGAUGGAGCGUCUUGAGCCAGCCCGGAGCCCCCCGCGACCGGGGUGACGGUCCCUCGCCCCUCUCCUGCCCGGCCCCCGCCUUGAGCACCAUGGGCCUGAGGGGUUCCCGAGGCGCCAGCCACUGAAGAUGACCGAUGCUAGAGCUCUCUUGAGUCAUGGCUUCUUCAAAGCUCCGAGAACCCGCAGAUGAGGUUUUUGAUCUGGACUUGGCUGUGCCAGAGACCGCCAGACUGGACAGCAGUUUACACAAGGCCCGGGCCCAGCUGCUGGCCAAGGGCCGAAGACACCGGCCAUCCCGCUCCAGGCUUCGGGACAGUGCCAGCUCUGCUGAGGAUGGUGAAGGUUCCGAUGGGCCUGGAGGCAAGGUGACCGAUGGCUGCGGGAGUCCCCUGCACCGGCUGCGCUCGCCUUUGCACUCGGGCCCUGGCUCCCCGGGCGGGGGCUCUUUCUGCCUGGAGCCUCCUGGUUUGCGGCGCAGUCUGGACGAGGACGAGCCACCGCCGUCGCCGCUCACACGCUAUCGGCCCCUACACAACGCGGCCUCCCACGAGGGCCUGGCUGCCGCCUCCAGCUCGCCGCCGCGCUCCGCACCCUCCUCCGACAGCUCGCCCAGCUUCGCACGCCGCCACCCGCGCGCGGAGCCGCACAGCGAAGAUGACAGCCGGGAUGCCAGUCCUCCUGAGCCUGCCAGCCCCACCAUCGGUCUGGAUAAGAAGACUCGCCGGAAGUUUCUGGACCUGGGGGUCACCCUCCGCCGAGCAUCCACUGGCAAGAGCCGGAAGGAGAAGGGCAGCAACCGCCUGUCCAUGGGCAGCAGGGAGUCGGUGGAAGGGUCUGGCCGGUCAGGGGCCUCCCCGUUCCUGCCCUUUUCCUGGUUCACAGACAGCGGCAAGGGUUCAGCGUCCUCAGGCAACAUCACUUCUCCUGCCUGCUCCCCUAAACAUGAGGGGUUCAGCCCCAAGAAGUCAGCAUCACAGGAAUCCACCCUGAGUGACGACUCCACGCCCCCCAGCAGCAGCCCCAAGAUCCCGAGUGGUCCCCGGCAGGAGGCCAAGUGUUCCUACCCCUACCACACGCUGUCCCAGUCUUCAGAUGAGUUCCUGGAUGAGCCCCUCCCUACUGUCCAGCACUGGACCAGCCAGCAGGUGGGCCAGUGGCUACAUAGCCUCAAUCUGGAGCAGUACGCCGCUGAGUUUGCGGCCCGGCAAGUGGAYGGGCCACAACUCCUGCAGCUGGACGGAAGCAAACUGAAGAGCCUGGGGCUCAGCAACUCGCAUGACCGGGCGCUAGUGAAGCGGAAGUUGAAGGAACUGGCAGCAGCUGCAGAGAAGGAGCGCAAGGCCCAGGAGAAGGCUGCGAGGCAGCGGGAGAAGCUGCGGCGCCGGGAGCAGGAGGCCAAGAAGAGCUAGGGGCGGGCAGGGUGGCACUGGCACCUGGGUGCGGGCAGACACCAGGCUCAGCGGGCACAGGCCUCACCAGGGGGGUGGGCCUGGGUGCCAGGCUUGGGCUGGCCUAGCCCCACACUCUUGGGGGCACGUGCCCUCUCUCACUCUGUCUGGACCCAGAGUCCCCGGGAAGGGAGACCCCAGGGAGAGGGCCCAGUAAUAAAUCCGAUUCUGAGGA
Messenger RNA from Urocitellus parryii (Arctic ground squirrel), 1844 nucleotides. It is a transcript of the gene Samd14, whose product is annotated as sterile alpha motif domain containing 14. Gene Ontology annotation, cellular component: dendrite; actin cytoskeleton; cytoplasm. Gene Ontology annotation, molecular function: actin filament binding. Lineage: Eukaryota; Metazoa; Chordata; Mammalia; Rodentia; Sciuridae. The record is from RefSeq and is a predicted model, not a curated record. Gene Ontology annotation, biological process: actin filament organization; calcium-mediated signaling; neuron projection development.